This is a messenger RNA of Gymnogyps californianus (California condor), 1522 nucleotides long. RefSeq names its product uridine phosphorylase 1 (gene UPP1). Bases 52 to 993 code for a protein of 313 amino acids. Gene Ontology annotation, cellular component: cytosol; cytoplasm. Gene Ontology annotation, biological process: uridine catabolic process; nucleotide catabolic process. The record is from RefSeq and is a predicted model, not a curated record. Gene Ontology annotation, molecular function: uridine phosphorylase activity. Lineage: Eukaryota; Metazoa; Chordata; Aves; Accipitriformes; Cathartidae. The transcript has 8 exons.
GCUCGGCUCGGUUUCCAGCGGCGGUUCCCGCAGCCCCAGGUAUAAGCAUACAUGGCUCCUGGUGUCUCAAAUGGGAAGAAAACUGAUGAUGAACAGUCUUCAAAAGAGAAUUUUAUCCAUCUCUGCAACCCUCACCUGGAGAAAAUGAAAGAAGACAUCCUGUACCAUUUUGCUCUUGGGACUGGUACCCAUGAUCUCCCGGCAUUGUUUGGAGAUGUAAAGUUCGUGUGUGUUGGAGGAAGUCCUUCACGGAUGAAAGCUUUUAUCGCCUACAUAGCUGAAGAACUGGGGCUUGGGAGCCCUGGUUCUGACUAUCCUAACAUCUGUGCGGGAACCGACCGUUACGCAAUGUACAAAGUGGGACCUGUUUUGUCAGUCAGUCACGGUAUGGGCAUUCCUUCUAUUUCAAUCAUGUUGCACGAGCUGAUCAAACUGUUGUAUCAUGCCAAGUGUUCCAACGUAACCAUUAUUCGCAUUGGCACCUCUGGUGGAAUAGGUCUGGAGCCAGGCUCAGUGGUUAUAACUAGGCAGUCUGUAGAUGCCACCUUCAAACCUCAGUUUGAACAGGUUAUUCUGGGAAAGACUGUAGUUCGCAGUACAAACCUAGAUGAACAGCUAGCUAAGGAACUGAUGCAGUGCAGUAAAGAAAUCAAUCAAUUCAAUACAGUCAUUGGAAACACUAUGUGCACUUUGGAUUUUUAUGAAGGACAGGGCAGGUUGGAUGGUGCAAUCUGCUUAUAUAAUGAAGAAGAGAAACUGCAAUAUUUGAAGGAAGCUUAUGAUUCUGGUGUCAGAAACAUAGAGAUGGAGUCUUCUGUAUUUGCUGCAAUGUGUAAUCUCAGCGGUGUCAAAGCUGCCGUAGUGUGUGUCACUCUUCUGAAUCGGCUUGAAGGAGAUCAGAUUAGUAGCUCACAUGAUGUACUUGUGGAGUAUCAGCAGAGACCGCAGAAGUUAGUGGGAUAUUUCAUUAAGAAAAGUCUUGGGAAAGUAUGAAAUGUCCAUCUUUGUUUUAUAGAAACAGAAGGCUUUUGCACAGCUGAAGUCAUGGUCACGACUUCCGUGCAUUAAAGGUCUUUUGCCUCAGAAUAUCUUAGAGCAUUCCGUGUGUCUGUGGAAGUUAAUAAUUUAUGUCACUGUGCUUUGGGAACUGAAUGUGCUAAAUGGACUCAGUUAAGUUUUGCUUAGUUAUGCUUUGCUGGAUAUAAGACUCGCUCUUCUGUGAAUUGGAAAGUGGAUCUGUUGUGAAGGACAAGCCUGCUGUAAUACAUGAAAAAGCUUUAUUUAUGCCUGCUGUAAAAGAAAAACUAGGAAGAAAAUCAAACUUUAUUACCAAGUACUUGCAAACCACCAAAUUAAAAUCACUUUAAGAAUGCUAAUCCCUUUCUCGUUGUUAUAAAAAAUUACAUAAAUUAUAAUUGUCUUUGUUGCUUCACUUGUAAAGAAAACUUAAAGUGAAUGCAGUUUAUUUUUUGCAAACUUUGACAAAUAAACGAUACUAUUUUCAUAUAUUAAAAUUUCAUGA